UCCGCGAACACUUGGUAACCAAGCCUCCACGAAUUGUCGCGUAACCAAUGUCAACAAACAAUAUGGCCAAAAUGGGUUUCUUGUUCGAUUUGGUCAGCAAAGACAAGCUUUUUCAAAAACUUUUCAACGAUGCAGACCAAAAAAACACUGGAGAACUUGAUGGCGAACAACUUCAAGCGGUUCAUGCGUCAAUACGGCCGGGAGGAAUCAGCAUUCGGCAAACCGAGGCAUCAAUUUCCGAAAUAUGUGCCGCCGAAACUUGCGAUAUUUAUGAAUUUUUCGACGUUUUAAACGAAAUGGAUCGACGUUAUUUUCUUGUAAAGGACCUACAAUGGGAGUUCGCUAUGUUAGAUGGAAAACAGUGUGGUACUAUAAGCGAAAAAGAUGCUAGAUUUCUAUUUCAAGCUGUAUACGAUGAAUUUUUUUCACAUAGACGAUGGUUAGAGUUUCUCAAAGCUCGUCGUGUGCCGGGAAGCGGGAUUAGUUUUGCUGAGAUCGAGGUUGAACUGUGUAAUAUUCCUUCAGCUGAAUGGCUUGAGCAAGAUGCCAAGGAGGAAGAGAGAGAACGUGGAGGUACACACCCCUACCCACCUCAUAUAGAACCCUACCUUCAUGGCCCACUGGGGGUGGGGUGUUGCCCCCCCCCCCUCUAUUGCCCACAAACACUUAUCGAGGAUGCAACCCUCUACCAGUUGUGGCAUUGUCCAACCUCCUGAAAACCUACUCGCCCCCCCCCUCUCCGCUCAGAUAGGGCGAGGCCUGCCUCUAAUACUCAAUAUUGUAGGCUUCUGGUGAUAUAAUUUUUAGGGGGUAACAAUUGGGUUAAACAUUCAAUUUAGAACUGGUGAAAGCUCAGCAAGCUAAGCUUCAUGAAGAAGAAGGAAAACUUAAAAAGGCACAUGAAUUGAAACAAAAAGGUGAGUAAAUGUAGUGAUAGUCCAACUCACAAUAUGAUCAAGUCACUUACAGAGAACUUUCAUUGUAGAGAAAGAAGCAGAGGAGAAUCGCUUGAGAAAGGAGAAAGAAAAGAAUGACUUUAGAAAGAAACAACUGAAAGAAAAAGAAGAUGAGAAAAUUAAGAAAGAAAAAAGUAUGUAGUGAUUUUGUAAUGAUUUUGUCCUUCAGUUUAUUAGUGUUCUUGAAAUGUUGUGUUCUACUGUUAUUACAAAACAAGUUUCUUACUUAUUAUUCUAUUUGGGCUUUUUUAGAAAAAGCAAAAGAGGAAGGUUAGUACAUUUAAUUUUGAUCUUUAUGAAUGAGAAACAAAAUCAUGAUCUCUGAGGGUGAAAUGCAGUUGCUAUGGUGGCCAGCAAAGACCCUGAAUCAAUAUUCCACAACUCUCUGUCAAAUGUUAUGCCCAAAUUACAUGCAUCCAUCCAGAAUUAAAGGCCAAUCUGAGAACCUAGGGUAAAUCCACACACCAUCAAAUGAUUAUUUUCCAACCCGACAUUUCAACUUUCCAGAAAGACGACGGAAAGAGGAAGCUGCACGCAAAAAGGAAGAGGAAGCUCGUCUGAGAGCAGAAGAAAACAUGAUGCAUCGAGAAGAAGAGAUGGAGAGACAAAUGGCAGAAGAAUUAAGAAAGAGAGAAGAACAGGAAGCAAGUCAGAAAUGGAAGAAAGAAGAAUUGUUACGUCAGCAGGAGGAAGACCAAGAAAGACUAGAGAGAGGUACACAUCAUCACAAAAUAUGACAGUUUGUACGAUACAGGACAACACUUGACGACACUUUCUCACAUGCAACUGAGGUGAAAUUCUGGUCAGAUAAAUGCAUAUUGCAAGAAUCAAAUCGCUGUUGCAGUGGCAGAAAGUACACACACUAAUGACUGUGUUGUCAUGCACUAAUGACUGUGUUGCCAUGCACUAAUGACUGUGUUGCCAUCCAUUAAUGACUGUGUUGCCAUGGACAAACAACUGUGUCACUAUGCACUAAUGACUGUGUUGCCAUCCACUAAUGACUGUGUUGCCAUGCACUGUAUUUCAUAGAACGAGCAGAGCGAGAAUUGCUAGAGAAUGCAGAAGCAGAUCAAGCAGAAGAAAUGGCAGAUGUUGCAGCUGAAGCAGAAGAAGAAGCUGUUGAGACAGCAAGAUUAGCUGCUGAAGCUGCCAAACAGGUAACAAGCUGCAGUUUCAUAUUUGACUUACUCAAGAAAUUUGUAUUUUUGUAUUUUGCUGGCAGGAAGAGAAAUUUCCAAGCCUGUGGUUGUCACUGACACUAUCUAUAUCUUGUUUUUUCCAACAGGCCCAAGACGAAGAGAGUCGUAAAGCAGCACAAGAAGCAGAGAAGAAAGCCCUGGCUGAAGCUCAAGCGAACAAAGAGAGGAAACAUAGAGCGUCUCUUAAAGCUGCUCAGAAAUCAAGAAAGUUGGAAAAACUUGAUAAGUGUAUCAAACAGGCAAAAGAGGCCAAAAUGCCAAGUAUGUGGCCAACUUUUUUAUUCUACAUAGCUCUAUCACAACCUCAUGUUCCUGUUGUAUUAGACAUACACCCUCUCGCCUCGCGUUUGUAGUCUCACAUAUGACAGCCCCUCAUACUGUAUUUAUCACUUGUGAAACUCAUCAAUAAUUCAUGAAGAAAGCUUGUACGAAAUCAUGAGCGUGAAGGUUCGUAUAUCUGCUACAAAAUCAUGCUGAUUGACAUAAACUUUAAGUUCAAUUUUCUCAACAAAUAUCAUUAAUUUAUUUUUAAUUGUUGAAGAAUACGAAUGUUCUCAUCAAGAAAUUUCACAAGCCAUUUACAACAUUUACGUCCGUGUUUCCGCUCAAGUUUGUAUAUCUGAUACAACACUGUCACUCAUGUUAUAAAUAGUACUACAACCUCUCGCGUCGAGUUUGUAUAUCUGAUACAACGUACACGGCCCCUCUUGUUGUAUUUAUCGCAUAUCUAUAUCAUUUCAGAUUUAAAGGCGCCCAUAGAGGACGCGGAGAAGACUCGACAUGAAGUACAACUUGGUAAGAACCUGAAAGAAGCCUGUCAGGGAAGAAACUUAGAACGCUUAGAGAAAGCUAUCAAAGACGUGAAGAAAGCUGGACUGGACGAGUACUACAGCGUAGAGCUCAACGAAGCCGAGAGACUGACCAAUAGACUAAGACGGCUAGAACGGAUACGUCAGGAAAUACUUGAGUUAAAACAAAGCACAAUAUCAGAAAUACGAAGUUACCAGAAUCCACCACCAGCCGUGCACCAGGUGAUGAUCGCGACGUAUCUACUUUUGGAGUAUAAAGAGAAACCGCUCAAAAAUUGGAAAAAUAUUCAAGCUCUGCUAGGGAAGACGGGUAAGGAAGGGUUGAAGAGGCAAGUGACCACCUUAGAUCCAGUCAAAGUCAGCGAUUCUGUUGCAGAUUAUACGGAGACGCAGUAUUUGAAACAACAUCAGUUGGAUACGAUCAGAGAUGUGAGCGCUGGAGCCGCAACGUUUUAUGUCUGGGUAAGGAAAAUAGAUUACAGGUUUCUCAACUGUGGCUUAAGAUAAUAACUGUGAUGAGAAUUGUGAAGCGAGAGUUCGCAUGAGCGUUUUCUCAACUCUCAUGCCGCAGUCAAAUGAGAACAAGAAAAUAAAUGACAUGUUUCUCAACUGGGGCUUAAGAUAAUGACUGUGAUGAGAAUUGUGAAGCGAGAGUUUGCAUGAUAGUUUUCUCAACUUUCAUGCCCCGGUCAAAUGAGAACAUGCACAAGAGUUGCACGAGAGUCGAUAUGAGAGUUGAUGAGAGUUGAGAAGCGAGAGUUUGCAUAAGAGUUUUCUCAACUUUCAUGCCCCGGUCAAACGAAAACAAAAGUUGCAUGCGAGUCGAUAAGAUAGCGAAUAUUACCGCGCGAUAGCGAAAACUCUCAAUAACUCUCAUUUCAUUAAAAUUUGAACCAGUUUAAGUCAAUGAGAGUUGAUGGUCAGGCGUGAGCGAGAGUUACAACUCUCGUCCUUUUUGAGCGCGGCUUAACCGUUACGAUAUUGAUUUUCAGGCAACAAACAUGAUCGAAGAGGCAAGAGCGUGUGUAGAACAACGAGCCAAGCUUGCGGAGGAAGAAGAAAAGCGGAAGGCGGAAGAAGCGGAGGAGCGGCGUAAAGCGCAGGAGAAGGAGAAAGAACGGCAAGACGCACGUCAACGACGACAACAGCAACGAAACUCGCAGAGACAAACACAAAGAACCAGCGUCACUGAUCCAGGUAGACGUCGUUCUGGCAGCCAGGGACUGGAAGUGAGUCGUAAGACAUCACGUGAGGUGAGUCCCGUGACGUCACCCGUCAGACGGAAGGAAUCACACGGCGCCCGUGUUCAAGUUUCUAAGAAAGAUUCUAAGUCACGUGAAGUUAGCCCGGUGACGUCACCAACUAGACGAAAGGUGUCACAAGGUCAGCGGCCUGGAGCGAGUGGAAAGGACAAUGCACAAGGAUUACAUGUAUCUAGGAAACAAUCUAGAUCACGUGACGUUAGCCCAGUGACGUCACAACCGUCAAGAAAAGAUGGCGGGGGACAGGCAAAGGCUUAGAUGGCUGAUAUUUAUCGUAUUUAUUGUAGUGUGUAAACUCUCGCGCGCAGAGCAAACUAGGAAAUAUUGUUAACAAUUGACUUUCUUACCUAUGCCAAAGAUGGGAAAACCAGAAAAUAUUGAUAAACUUUCCUAGCCGUGUUUUCCAAACCAUGCUUUCCUCCAAAGAUAGGAAAAACAGCAAACAUUGUUUGACUUUCUACCCAUGCCACACAGCUGCAUCGGGAACUAUAAAAGGAAUUUUUAAAAAAUGAAAAAUAGAACAAUAUUUCCCCCUUUCUUAUCGCUCAUAUGUAACCACACCCAAUAUCGCUCAUGUAUUUAAUUGUGUACGUAUUUAAUAUGUAAUUCACACGCCCCUCGUGGAAACCAGCUUAAAGUUGACGAGGCUAGCGUGUGACUUUUAAAUAAAGUUUUACUACUACUACUGCUACUGCUACUAUGAUGUAACCACACCGAAUAUAUGGGCGGUCCAUGUCUAGUUUAUAUUAACUUUGGAAAGUGUAAGGAUAGUUUGGAACGCAUUGAUCGUGAGUUGUAAUUUUGUAUUAUAGCUUUGUUAAAGUUUGUAAACCCUGUCUCUAUUGUUUUACAAUGUCAAUGUAAUGCGUAGGUAGGACUUAAUUUGGGACUCCUUAGUUCUGUUGUCUGUACCUUCAAUCGUUUUGUUGAUUGUAAAGUUUGUAAAUAAAUAAAUAAAAAACCUACUGCCCGAGGUAAACGCGAGGUAAUAAAGCUACCUCGGUCAAGAACACACGCCUGGAAAGCAGUCUAUAAACUUUUUUUUACGAAAG
Paramuricea clavata is the source of this 5278-nucleotide messenger RNA. NCBI's taxonomy places the organism in Eukaryota, Metazoa, Cnidaria, Anthozoa, Malacalcyonacea, Plexauridae. The record is from the annotation of a GenBank genome assembly.